Molecule: messenger RNA, 471 nt
Organism: Dermacentor silvarum
Lineage: Eukaryota; Metazoa; Arthropoda; Arachnida; Ixodida; Ixodidae
Exons: 2
Coding region: 1-471 (156 amino acids)
Source: RefSeq, a predicted model, not a curated record
AUGGAAGCCUUCGCGGAGGAGAUCGUGCAGACGCACCUCGCUCUACCGGAAGGGAAGAGUCACCCCGAGUACCGCGGGGUUCCCAACGAGGAGCUGGACGCGGACUUUUCUGACGCCAUGCUGGAGAUCAAGGAACAGGUCGUCAAAGCUCCGAGCACGCACGUGCGCGCCUUGCUCGGGCUAGACCUCAAGAGCGCCUUCGACGCUGUGAAGCACAUGGCCAUAUUAGACAAGUUCAGCCGACUCGAUCUCGGGGCGAGGUUCCACCGAUAUGUCAGCAGCUUCCUGAAUGGUCGCGAGGCGAUGGUCAAGAUCGACGGGGUCACGCCGCGAACGGUCCGAAUUGGCGGUGCGGGAACGCCGUCGGGCUCCGUAAUCUCCCCUAUGCUUUUCAACCUCGUCGUGAUCGGCCUGCCGGAGUGUCUCGACGCGAGAGAGGGCAUCAUCACACGAUCUAUGCAGAUGACGUGA